CUGUAGAUAAAAUGUUUGAAUUGAAAAGAGGAUGGGCGUUAAAAAGCAACCAGAAAUAUGGAAAAAGGGGAGCAGAAAGACGGAUAACAACAGUAGUGAAAUCUUACCUUGAGAGCUACUUUUUGGCAGGUAAUAUAAACAAAACAGAUCGAAUGACAGCAAAGGAUAUGGUAGAGCAACUUCAAAACCUUGCUAAUGAGGGUGAAAUUCAAGUUGAAGAUGUUUCUGAAAUAGCAAAGUCUAAAAAACAUUCAGCAGAGAUGACAAUAGCGGAAGGAAGCAGCACUAUAAGAAACUUCAACAACUUUCAAGAAAUGGCAGAAUCCAGUAACGAAAAGUUGCGUAGUUAUAAGAAAGUUUAUGAUGGUUCAAAUAAUUCAUCCUUGCAACAACAUAAACAUUCCACUACACAACCUUUCGCUGACCCUUUAAUAAAUGAAACAGCAAAUAAUAUAGAUUCUUUAACACUAAAUGAAGCAAGAUAUCCAACAUAUAUGGACCCUUUACAUGAAACAGCAAGAUAUCCAAUAACCUCGCAACCUUCUCUUAUUACUUACCAUGAAAUUCAAGAAAAUCGAUCACUUUCUGUAGCUGUGAAUCAAAGUCUUAUCCAACCAAAUUCUACAUUUGUUAAUUUUAAUACACCUAAAUUAACAAACAGAUGGACAUCAUCAGAAACCCGAAUGCUUAUUGAAGAAACAUCAAUUCAACAAAAAUGGGAUGCACUUCUUCAAAAAUUUUGUGACAUUAAGGAUAAAAUUGAAAGCACUGGUGAAGAAGCUAUUCAGAAUGACUGGGAAUUUUUUAAUGAUAUGGAUAACUUUUUAAGAAAAGAUCCAAAACAAACUGAUACUAUUGCUGCAAUUAUGAAAGAACAAUAUGCUCAUACUUCCGAAGUUCAGCAAAAGCAGCAUAAUAAACAAAUGGAAAUAUUUAAAAUGUUUUUAAUAAAAUUUUAA
Funneliformis caledonium is the source of this 959-nucleotide messenger RNA. The record is from the annotation of a GenBank genome assembly. Lineage: Eukaryota; Fungi; Glomeromycota; Glomeromycetes; Glomerales; Glomeraceae.